Messenger RNA from Lolium rigidum, 775 nucleotides. RefSeq lists its product as uncharacterized. The record is from RefSeq and is a predicted model, not a curated record. The coding region runs from base 150 to 500 and encodes 116 amino acids. The transcript is spliced from 5 exons. Lineage: Eukaryota; Viridiplantae; Streptophyta; Magnoliopsida; Poales; Poaceae.
UCGCCGCCGCCGCCGACCGGAGCAAGAUCCGCUUUCGACCGGAUGGAGCUGCACCAGCCUUGGGCUCAAGCAGGGUCCAAGCAGAAGCAGGACUCCUCCACGGCGUCCGCGUCGAGCCGCCAGGCGCCAGCCACGAAAAGGAGGAGGUGAUGAUCCAUCCUACUCAGCUCCUGCUAGUUUUGUGGUCGCCGGCACGGCCAAUGCUAGGCCACACCCUGGGCUUGAGAGAAUAUGAUGUGAAGCUGAGGGAUUCAGGCCUCCUGGCCGCCUCAAAGUUCGCCGCCAUGGAGGGCCGCUUCGAGCUCCUCGAUAAAGGACCUGGCCCGCUGGAAGGAGGAUGUGCCCCAGUUCGAUCUGAAUUCAGAAAAAAUUCAUCUGGACAUCUCCGGCUGCACAGGGAUAACAAGGAAGACAGAGGGUUGCGGCCGGAACCUGCGGGCCUGAUGCAUCCGUCACUUGGAAGGAGAACAAGGAGACAUCCUCAUGGUCCUAGGUUUUGAUGUCCAAAAGGAGGAAAGUCCAUGCCUAAAUCUGCAAUAAUAUGUUGGAGGUGCGAUGGGAGCAGCGCUGCUAUUUAGAGGCAGCUUUGUUCUAUAUCCAUCCUCUUGUGUUUCAAGUUUUGCUAGUUUCCCGCUGGUGUUGUCGCCGAGCUAGCAGUAGUAUGUUUAGGUCACUUUGUUCAAGGAUUACAAGCUUGACUCUGUUGCCGUGACCUUGAUGCUGCUGUCCAGGAGCUUGUCUACAUCGGCACCCCAAACUUUGUAUGAAUUUUGAU